AUGCCAUUAACCAUCGAUGGACUGCUAGGAACCGUAUACGUGACGGCAUGGUCCGUGUCCAUGUACCCUCCCAUUAUAACGAACUGCCGGUUGCGGAGUUCCAAAGGGAUCUCCUUCGAUUUCAUCAUGCUGAACUCAGUCGGUUAUUUUUAUCUGGUAUGUUCGCUAUUCCUACAAUACUUCUUCUGGGACGAUCUAGAGGCUGUCGGUGAGAAACUGGUGGAGAAACCCAAAGUUUCCGGAUUCGACUUAUGGUACUGUAUGCAUGGAUUCGUUUUAAAUCUGGUUCUUUGGUCACAGGUGAGAUAUCCCGCUCAAUUGUGGCAUUUUGACUAUUCUACGACGUAUAGAAAGAUGAAGCCAGGGUACUCACGUUUAUUAUGCGGGUCAUUGGCAUGCUUUGCAUUGAUGACGGUCAAUUUCAUAUAUGGUGGGCCCUGGGAUAACAAGAGAAUGUUACAAUAUUGUAAUCAGUUGUUCCUGUUGAAGAUUUCCAUGUCGUUGGUGAAAUAUAUCCCACAAGUAGUAUACAAUUUUGAUAGGAAAACCAUGGUUGGAUUUGCCAUACAGGGUGUUUUCUUGGAUGUUACAGGUGGUGUUGCAUCAUUGGGACAACUGUUCUAUCAAUUGGCUAGAGAUAAAGAUGGCCUUUCCCUUGACAUAUUAUUGACUAAUUUUGGAAAGAUUGGAUUGGGGCUCGUUACUUUAGUAUUCAAUUUUAUAUUCAUUUCACAAUGGUUCAUAUAUGAUUACUCCAAGAGGAAAAGUAUUCCUUUACCCUUGUCUAAAGAGACUGAUCAAUUAAAAGGAUAG
Molecule: messenger RNA, 813 nt
Organism: Naumovozyma castellii
Lineage: Eukaryota; Fungi; Ascomycota; Saccharomycetes; Saccharomycetales; Saccharomycetaceae
Gene: ERS1
Product: cystinosin-like protein ERS1
Exons: 1
Coding region: 1-813 (270 amino acids)
Source: RefSeq, a predicted model, not a curated record